Molecule: messenger RNA, 2615 nt
Organism: Drosophila biarmipes
Lineage: Eukaryota; Metazoa; Arthropoda; Insecta; Diptera; Drosophilidae
Gene: Gyc89Db
Product: soluble guanylate cyclase 89Db
Exons: 2
Coding region: 422-2431 (669 amino acids)
Biological process (GO): cGMP biosynthetic process; nitric oxide-cGMP-mediated signaling; response to oxygen levels
Cellular component (GO): guanylate cyclase complex, soluble
Molecular function (GO): heme binding; guanylate cyclase activity; oxygen sensor activity
Source: RefSeq, a predicted model, not a curated record
AAACAAAUCAGACUGCCAGAAGCCAAGGAAGCAGCGACGGGCGGCAAAACAAAUUUAGUGUAACAAUAGCAACUGCCGACGACGGAACACGGAGUCCGGAAAAGUGAGAGGCCCCGCAAAGUGCGUGCAUAUAUACAUACCAUACCCAUCCGUGCCCGAGUUUACGCGUCCGGGGAGCUGUGUGUGUUGGCAUACGCCUUCCUUAAAUUAUAAAUAAGCGGGGAGCAAAUGCCGCGCGGAUAAAAUUAAAACUCUUUAAGAGGUGCGGACACAAGCGAUUCGAUGCUGGAGAACUUUGGGCGAUUCAGUUAGUGGAUUGAACCAGGCGAAAAGGAAAGCAAUACAAAGAAAACUUUUGCAAACGCAAUUUGGUCGAUAGACAGGACUUAAGGGACCGCAGACAUCCACACCCAUCGCAGCCAUGUACGGAAUGCUGUACGAGAGCGUCCAGCACUACAUCCAGCAGGAGUACGGGACGGAGACCUGGCGGAAGGUCUGCCAGAUAGUCGACUGCAAGCACCAGAGCUUCAAGACGCACCAGAUCUACCCGGACAAGCUGAUGCCGGACUUUGCAGCAGCCCUGUCGGCGAGCACUGGAGAGUCCUUCGACUUCUGCAUGAACUUCUUUGGGCGCUGUUUUGUGCGCUUCUUCAGUAACUUUGGCUACGACAAGAUGAUCCGCUCCACGGGUCGCUAUUUCUGCGAUUUCCUGCAGUCCAUCGAUAAUAUCCAUGUGCAGAUGCGUUUCACCUACCCCAAGAUGAAGUCGCCCAGCAUGCAGUUGACUGCCAUGGAUGAUGAUGGCGCCGUGAUCCUGUAUCGCAGCGGGAGAACUGGCAUGUCCAAGUACCUGAUUGGCCAGAUGACGGAGGUGGCCAAGGAGUUUUACGGCCUGGACAUGACCGCCUAUGUCCUGGAGAGCCAGAACGACAUCUGCGGGGGCACAGCGGGUCCCAUCAAGCUCACGGAGGGUCCUCUGACCGUGAUUGUCAAGUAUCGCCUGGACUUUGACAAUCGCGAUUAUAUGGCCAAGCGGGUGAACGUCAUCGCCCAUCCUUCUCAGCUCAAGAUGCCCUCGGUGGACCUGAACGUGUUCCUAGAGCUGUUUCCCUUCACCAUCGUGCUGGAUCACGACAUGAAGAUCACACUCGCGGGCGAGAAGAUUGUGGAAACGUGGAUCCUGCACAAUCCUGGCGUGAACCCAAAGAGCUUCAUUGGUAGCCACAUCAUGGAGCGUUUCAAGUGUCGGCGGCCCAAGGACACCCAGAUCGAAUGGGAGACUAUUCUGCAGAUGCGGACAGUGCUCUUCGAGUUCGAACUCAUCCGUACGGGUCACAACCGCGCCGCCUACGAUGCGGCCUUGAACUUUGACUUCGACAACUUCGACGAAGGUAGCAGUCUGAACGAGGCCCAGGCCAUGGCUUUGGCCAGUGCCAAGGAGUUCAGUGCGGAGCACGCCAAGGAAGAGGCAGCCGCCACCGCCACCUCCAAGGACGAAAUCGAUCCGGCCACUGGUCAGAGACGCCACUCCGUGGGACUCCGAUCUAUCCUGCUGAAGGGUCAGAUGUUCUACAUCAAGGACGUGGACUCGCUGAUCUUCCUGUGCAGUCCUCUUAUCGAAAAUCUAGAUGAACUGCACGGCAUCGGUCUGUUCCUGAACGAUCUCAAUCCACAUGGCCUGAGUCGGGAGUUGGUCAUGGCUGGAUGGCAGCACUGCUCCAAGCUGGAGAUUAUGUUUGAGAAGGAGGAGCAGCGAUCGGAUGAGCUGGAAAAGUCCUUGGAACUGGCCGAUUCCUGGAAACGGCAGGGGGAUGAGCUGUUGUACUCAAUGAUUCCGCGGCCCAUCGCCGAGCGAAUGAGAAAGAGCGAGGAGCACGUCUGCCAGAGCUUCGAGGAGGUGUCCGUCAUCUUCAUCGAGGUGUUGAAUGUCUACGACAGCGGCUCCAAUAACAUUCAGGAUGCCAUGCAGGCGGUGACCACCCUCAACAAGGUUUUCUCAGCACUGGACGAAGAGAUCAUCUCUCCAUUUGUGUAUAAAGUGGAGACCGUGGGCAUGGUUUACAUGGCGGUUUCGGGUGCUCCUGAUGUGAAUCCCCUGCACGCGGAGCACGCCUGUGACUUGGCCUUGCGGGUGAUGAAAAAGGUCAAAGCCCACGCCCUGCCAGGAGUGGCCAUUCGAGUAGGCAUCAAUUCGGGACCCGUGGUGGCUGGUGUGGUUGGUAUGAAGGUUCCUCGAUACUGUCUCUUCGGGGACACCGUCAACACCGCCUCGCGAAUGGAGAGCAGCAGCGAUCCCUGGAUGAUCCAGCUCUCCAAUUAUACCGCCCUCAAGGUGAGAAAGGUGGGAUAUAAGGUAGAAGCGCGGGGAUUUGUCAAAGUUAAGGGAAAAGGAGAAAUGGAGACCUACUGGCUAUUAGAGGGACCAGAGUAACAUGGUAGAUUUGUUAAUGUUUAAUAAACCAGGAGGCAUAUAACAUAUAUUUAAACAUCUUAAUGGGAAAACAUCGUUAGUAUAUAAGAAUAUAAAAUCUGAAAACCUGUUGGUGGCCACGCUGAGGUUUUUUGGCAUAAUUUCCAAAGUAUAAAAAAAAUGUAUAUAAAAAUUGUAUAAUAAA